Fonticula alba is the source of this 3723-nucleotide messenger RNA. Its product is annotated as valyl-tRNA synthetase. The record is from RefSeq and is a predicted model, not a curated record. Gene Ontology annotation, molecular function: valine-tRNA ligase activity; ATP binding; aminoacyl-tRNA deacylase activity. Gene Ontology annotation, cellular component: cytosol. Bases 32 to 3274 code for a protein of 1080 amino acids. The transcript is spliced from 5 exons. NCBI's taxonomy places the organism in Eukaryota, Rotosphaerida, Fonticulaceae. Gene Ontology annotation, biological process: valyl-tRNA aminoacylation.
UGCAACCGGAGCCAGUUUUUCCGGCACCGACAUGGUGCCCGGGCUGCAGGCCCACUCAGCCUGCCUCCUUUUUUUUUUUGGUGCUGGUUUCCCCUCCCCACACCGCCCCUUUCCCCUCUCCUCCGAUACCAUGACCGCCGAUCAGCCCGAGGUCGCGGGUGCCACCGCCACCACCGUGUCUUCCGUCGACUCGAAGCUCUCGGAGCUCUCCGUCGAGUCUGCUGACGCCUCCGCCGCCGCUGCCGCCGCGGCCGCCGCUCCCACCACCAUCGACAUGAACGCGCCCUUCAUCAACCCCGACGGCACGCCGAUGACCAAGAACCAGAUCAAGAAUGAGGAGAAGCGCCGUGCCAAGAUGGAGAAGUUCCUGGCCAAGCAGGCCAAGCAGUCCGAGAAGGCUGCCGCUGCCAAGGAUGCUCCCAAGAAGGCCCCGAAGGUGGUCAAGGCCCCGGUUGAGAUCCCGGUCGACAACACCCCGAAGGGCAGCAAGAAGGACACCGCGGCCCAGUUCCCCAGCUCCUACCACCCGACCUACGUCGAGUCGGCCUGGUAUUCCUGGUGGCAGGAGAGCGGCUUCUUCAAGCCCGAGUACUCGCAUCCCAACCUGGACGCCGCGCCGGAGGACACCUUCACCAUUGUCAUUCCCCCGCCCAAUGUCACCGGGUCCCUGCAUCUUGGCCAUGCCCUGACCAAUGCCGUGGAGGACUCCCUGGUCCGCUGGAACCGCAUGAACGGCAAGAUGACCCUCUGGCUGCCGGGUACCGAUCAUGCUGGCAUUGCCACGCAGUCGGCCGUCGAGCGCCAGCUCUACCGCGAGACCGGCCAGACUCGCCACGAUCUGGGUCGCGAGAAGUUCAUCGAGAAGAUCUGGGCCUGGAAGGACCGCUUUGGCAACCGGAUUUGCGAUCAGAUCAGCCGCCUUGGCUGCUCGGUUGAUUGGAGCCGCCACCGCUUCACCAUGGACCCGUCCAUGUCCGAGGCUGUCACCGAGGCCUUUGUCCGGCUCUUUGAGAAGGGCUACAUUUACCGGACCACGCGUCUGGUCAACUGGUGCCCGCAUCUGCGCACCGCCCUGUCCAACCUGGAGGUGGACCACAUGGAGCUGACCGAGCCGACCAUGCUCAAGGUCCCCGGCCAUGGGGAGGACAAGCGCUAUGAGUUCGGUGUGCUCAUCAAGUUCGCCUACAAGCUGGCCGAUGAGGCCGGGCAGCCCACCGACGAGGAGAUCGUCGUGGCCACCACCCGUAUUGAGACCAUGCUCGGUGACACUGGCAUCAUUGUCAACCCGGCGGAUCCCCGGUAUGAGGGUCUGGUUGGCCGGUCGGCGGUGCACCCCUUCCUCGGGCAUCUGAUCCCCAUCCGUGCCGACGAGUCGGUGGACAUCGAGUUCGGCACGGGUGCCGUGAAGAUCACCCCGGCGCACGACCCGAAUGACUAUGAGAUGCACAAGAAGCAUGGCUUCGAGCUGGUGACCAUCUUCUCGGAUGAUGGCCGCAUCAAUGCCCGCGGUGGCCAGUUCGAGGGCCUGAUGCGCUUCGACGCGCGCGAGGCUGUCAUCGCCGCCCUCAAGGAGAAGGGCCUCUACCGCGAGACCGUCAGCAACCCCAUGAGCAUCCCGAUUUGCUCGCGCUCGGGCGAUGUCAUCGAGCCGAUGCCCAAGCCCCAGUGGUAUGUGAAGACCGACGAGUUCUCGGCCCAGGCCGCUGAUGCUGUGCGCAGUGGCAAGAUCCAGAUCCUGCCGGAGGGUGUCUUCGACCGGACUUGGUUCCACUGGAUGGAGUCCCCCCAGGACUGGUGCAUUUCGCGUCAGCUCUGGUGGGGCCACCAGAUCCCGGUGUACCGUGUGACCUUCGUGUGCGAGGCCCUGGAGGCGUCCACGCCCGAUGAUGAUGCCCGGUGGAUUGCUGCCCGUUCGGCCGACGAGGCUCUGGACCAGGCCGCCAAGAACUUUGGCGUUGCUCGGGAUCAGAUCACCGUCGAGCAGGACUCCGACGUGCUGGACACCUGGUUCUCCUCGGGCCUGUUCCCCUUCGCCACCAUGGGCUGGCCCAACGCCGAGUCUCCGGAUCUCAAGGCCUUCUUCCCGAACUCCAUCCUGGAGACCGGCCAUGAUAUCAUCUUCUUCUGGGUGGCGCGCAUGGUCAUGAUGAGUCUCGCCCUGACCGGGGAGGUCCCCUUCAGCAAGGUCUUCCUGCAUGCCAUGGUGCGUGAUGCCCAUGGCCGCAAGAUGUCCAAGUCCCUGGGCAAUGUCAUCGACCCGAUCCACAUGAUCGAGGGUGUUAGCCUGCAGCAGCUGCAUGACGCCCUGGAUGCCGAUACCAACCUGCCGGCCUCCGAGCGCCAGGUGGCCAAGCAGGGCCAGCGCAAGGACUUCCCGAAGGGCAUCGGCGAGUGCGGCACCGACGCGCUGCGCUUUGCCCUGUGUGCGUACACCCUGCAGCCGCGCGACAUCAACCUGGAUGUCAAGCGCGUCGAGGCGUACCGGAACUUCUGCAACAAGAUCUGGAAUGGCUUCCGUUUUGCCAUGGACAAGUUCGAUGCCUCUUUCCAGCCUUCGGACGCCAUCCCCCGUCUGGAGACCCUGCCCUCGCUGGCGGACCGGUGGAUCAUCGCUCGGCUGAAUGCCUGCAUCCAGGCCUGCAAUGAGGGGCUUGAGCAGUUCAACUUCGCCGACCCGACCCAGGCCCUGUAUGCCUUCUUCAUGAAUGAGUUCUGCGAUGUCUACCUCGAGUGGACCAAGCCGGUGUUCCUGUCCGGCUCGGAUGCUGCCAAGGCCGAUGCCCGUCAGGUUCUCUACAAUUGCCUGGAUGUCUACCUGCGUCUGAUGCAUCCCUUCAUGCCGUACAUCACGGAGGAGCUGUACCAGCGCCUGCCCCGGCGCGCUGUCCAUGCGGCCAUCCCGUCGAUCAUGGUGUCCCCGUACCCGAAGGUGUCGGCCGCCGAGCAGGAGGCCGAGGCCGAGGCCUCCGCCACUGCCACCUCCCAGUUCGACCUGAUUCUGGAGCUGGCGCGUGUCAUUCGCCAGGCCACUGCCGAGCAUGCGGAGAAGCCCCGUCGUCCGGACUGCUUCGUUGCCACCUCCGCCGAGCAUGCGGACCUCUUCCGGCCAGAGACCGAGAGCAUUCUGAGCAUCGCGCGCGCGGCCUCGCUGUCGCUCGUGGAUGAUGCCCAGGCUGAUGCCCUGGCCGCUGAGGGCCUGGUCUUCCAUGAUCUGACCAUGAAGGAGGCUGUCGUGGCUCGUGUGGCCAUCCGUCCGGUGGUGGUGACCGCCUAAAGGACCGAGCAGCCCCGUAUGCGCACCGGCCCUCCGCCUCUCUUCUUGUGCCCCCCCCCCGCGCGCCCUUGCCGGAUCUACUCCUCGCCCCUUCUGGCACACCGAAGGCCGGUUUACUCUCCCGAUCUACAGCCGGCUUUUUUGGGGGGCGACCAUUCUUCCAAGAUGUGAGGAUCAUACGCCCGUGCUGCUGGGCGCGAGGCGGGCAGCCGGAGCAUCAGCCUGCCAAAUGUCAGGAUGGUCUCGUUCGGCGGGUCUCAGCCUGUGGCGGUGCGGAGCGUGUGCUCUCCCGUCCUCCAUUUUCUCAUCCCCAAAUGCAUGUGCGCCUGCGGGGAGGGUGUCGGCCCCGGCCUCCCCCUCCCCCAUAUGUCCCACUAUACACUCCUGUGCCUCCCGUUUUACGUUGCGUAAGUUGGGGACAGUGGAAAUAUAUGUACCACGUUUGUCCA